GUAGGCUCAACUACAGGUACAGAAGCUUGGCUCAGGUGUGUGUUAGCUGCGGUCCAUUUCGACCGGAGGUGACUUCCCGUUAAAGGGAGAACUUUAGUCAAUUAUGUGCCACAGACGAUUAUUGCGCAAGUCGAACCAAAAUUUUUCGUUUUGUAAAGAUUACCUUAAGGCAUUUAAAUCAAGUGCAAGUGCAAAAUCACGGAAGCUGAUGAUUCAUAAGUGAUUCUAUGAAAAUUGAUCGAAACAUUUGGACAGUGAUUACGUGUACUGUGAUAGAUUGCCGAAGGGUUCCAGUAGUUCCAAUUGAUUCGGACAAUCUAAUAUUCACGUACAAAGAAAACCGGUUUAAAAACGUGUCGAUGGGAGUUACUUGGUGGAACGUGCCCAUAACAUUUUCGUUCCUGCUUGCAGUAAAUUGUUCUCAACUGUCGUCAUCGCUGUUUAUUUAAACAGUCGCAAAAUGUUAUCACAAACAGUUAGAUGUACUAUCGUUACAGUGUUGAUUGUUUUACCGGCAUUGAUGCUGGUGCGGGUGGUUGCAGCUGAAUCGGAAUCCGAAGAAUCUUGUCACGAUAACAAACCCUGCUCGGAAGAAGAGUACUGCGAUCCCCACAGUCUAACUUGCGCCCAAUGUGAUGUGAUAUGUACCCAACGGGAGACCAGACAUGAUUGCAAUAAAAAGUGUAAAGAUUACCUGAUUCUACGAAGAAUUGCAACCUUGGAAAGCAACCUCUUCACAACGAUAAUCAUUUUUGCGAUGAUCUUGCUGAUUCUGGCCAUCCUGGUAGCGAUUAUCAUCGUUCGGUGGUGCAGUAAAAAUGGUCACCUCUCAUGCAAAACUUUGAAACGGCUCAUCGGCACCGGCGGAAAAGGUGCCUCUCCGGCUAUGGAGUACACUCACGAAAAUCCCCACACCAAGAGUCCAAAACUUAGCGCCCGGAAUUCGACCAACAACAACAGUGCUCUUCCGGCACCUCCCUCGGUUGCGACCAUUGGUUCACCGAGUAUCUACGACGGUGCCCAUUCCAUGCAAACGGUUACCACUCCCGUUAGUCACGGGUAUCCAUCGGAAUACUGGAGGGACAAUCAUGCUUACGACAACGGAGGCCUCGUCGUGACACCAACGGAUAAUACUUACGAAUAUGUGGAGGCAAAAUUGAAUCAAAUCCGAUAAAAUGUUUUCACGAUAGUACUUCGCGCAUACUUAGUUUUAAACAAUCCACUACUCUUCCUACUCUAGACGCUCUUCCUAUACAAAUUAAGGAACAAUAUUUGUUAGACUACUAUCCUUCAAUUUAGGCUUGAUGAAUCUCAAAUGAAACCCAGUGAACAAAAUACGUUCGUUAAAAAGUAUUUUUUGUUUUCAAAUUGAUAGAUCUGCAACUGAAAAUACUUGAGUCUACGUAAGGAUUCCCUCAUUUCUGCAAAACAUAGCAUGUAGUGAAUAUAUUGAUUGUAAAUAUUAGAAUAAAGCAGGAAUGAUCGAGAUUGUAAAGUAAGAAUUUUAUUCUUAGUUAGACACGAAGCACAACUGUAAGUCAUGUAUAACUAAGGAUAUUUAAAAUUUCAUGUACUUAAAACAAACAAAUAAAAUCAGUACUAUGUUUCCAUUAAUUGAUUUGUGUAACGCACAAUAAGUUUGGCAGUCCCAAGCCUUUUCCAUGUUUUGAAAUAUUUUAGUUUUUUUUUUCAUUUAAUAUUCUGGUUUCUACAGCAAAUAUAUACAUUUUUG
Messenger RNA from Malaya genurostris, 1732 nucleotides. RefSeq names its product protein grindelwald (gene grnd). Bases 461 to 1174 code for a protein of 237 amino acids. The transcript has 2 exons. The record is from RefSeq and is a predicted model, not a curated record. NCBI's taxonomy places the organism in Eukaryota, Metazoa, Arthropoda, Insecta, Diptera, Culicidae.